AUGGCGUCAAGGAAGAGAGGGAGGAGCGAGUUUGAAGGCGGAGAAGAAGAAGAAGAUUUCGAUGCACAGCUGCGGAAAGAGUACACCCAGAAGGUUCUACAGCAGCAAAAACUAAUCCUUGUGCUAGAUCUGGAUCACACACUGCUCAAUUCCGCUUCGUUCUCAAAGGUCGAUGAGGAAGAACGCUUGUAUCUCGAGAAAAUCUAUGAUUGGCAAGAGAAGGCACCCAAGAGAAGAAAGCUCCUUCACAAGGUAGAGAGCCUGCAGGUAUGGACCAAGAUUCGGCCAUUCGCCUUUAAGUUUCUUGAGGAAGCUAGCAAAUUCUUUGAUUUGCACAUAUACACCAAUGGGCGCGAGAUCUAUGCCGAGACCAUGGCUAAGCUGUUGGAUCCGACUGGAAGCUUGUUCAAGGGCCAUAUUUUCUCCAGGGAUCACAACUGUAUGAAGGCGAUGAAAGACUUGGAUACUGUACCGGGGGAUGAAUCGAUCACGCUGAUCGUGGAUGAUAGCGAUUAUGUCUGGCCCAAGAAGCAUCACAAGAACUUGAUCCCUGUCUACGAUCAAUACCGUUUCUUUCGAUCAAGCACUGGUUUAUUUGGCCUACGUGAAAGCUCUAGCUUGACAAGCAAGAAGAAGGAUGAGGUGGCAACGAAGGCCACGCUCGCAAAACUCUUGGAGGGGCUGAAGAGGAUUCACAGCGAGUUCUUCCAAGAAUAUGGAUGCUUUGCGGGGGAUGUUCGACAAACAAUGAGAGAGGUCAAAGGGCAUGCACUCUCGGGUUGCAAGAUCGUGAUAUGCGCCAAAACCCAAGCAGCUCAUGAGCUUUUGUGGGAUUCUUGCCAGGCGUUGGGAGCUGAGUGCGUAGUCGAUAUAGAUGAUACGGUGACACACGUUGUGGUAGCCAGCAAGCAACAACCCCAAGGGCUUGAAUUGUCCGCACAAGCUGGGAAAUAUUUGGUCUGGCCUUCGUGGAUACAUACAGCACAUUACCGGUGUUGUCGUCCAGACGAAGCUGCGUUUCUGUGGAGAAAAUUGGAAUAA
Selaginella moellendorffii is the source of this 1041-nucleotide messenger RNA. RefSeq names its product RNA polymerase II C-terminal domain phosphatase-like 4. The record is from RefSeq and is a predicted model, not a curated record. Gene Ontology annotation, molecular function: RNA polymerase II CTD heptapeptide repeat phosphatase activity. Lineage: Eukaryota; Viridiplantae; Streptophyta; Lycopodiopsida; Selaginellales; Selaginellaceae. Gene Ontology annotation, cellular component: nucleus. The transcript has a single exon. The coding region runs from base 1 to 1041 and encodes 346 amino acids.